AUGGACUAUGUAAUUAGUGGAGAAGGGGAAGGGAUGGUUACUGCCGUUAAAGGAAGUAUAAUUACUCGCUAUUGUUCUAGUGUUACAACGUGUACAAAUGAUGUUACACCGUGUGGGACGGUUACUACUGUUAAAGGUUACUUUAGGGAUUUUGGAGUUGGUAAAUCCAGCAUUAUAUCACGUUUUGUGAACCAAUUUGUGGACGAAGAAUUCCCUGAUGUUGAUAGGGCUAUGCUGGGAGAUGACUCCAUCCUGCGAACCCUGGAGGUGGGCGGUCAGGGCAACUAUUCAGCAGUCAAAGUGAGAAUAUUUCACACUAAUUCCCAAGAGCGUUAUGGGGCCUUGCCCGACUCCUAUUGUAGACGGGCUGCUGGAUGUAUCAUUGUCUAUGAUAUAACUAGCAAGGUUUCAUACGAAGGGGCCAAGACGUGGGUAGAGUACAUGAAGCGUGCAGCAUCCAGAUGGGAUUUUGCUCUCCCUGUCAUGGCACUCGCUGGUAAUAAAGUGGAUUUGGAGGAUAAGAGACAAGUUACUACAGAGGUAGAAGUAAUUACUAAGAUCCCUAAAGUCAAGAAGAUAUUUAAAACUCAAUUGCAUGUAUUACCUGGAUGUUUCUUGCUGUGCUUUCUGAGAUCAAAACAACGACAAAAACCUUCAUUGAAUUAUGUCAACAAACUCAGCUCGUUCCGUUGA
Coffea eugenioides is the source of this 693-nucleotide messenger RNA. RefSeq names its product ras-related protein RHN1-like. The transcript is spliced from 6 exons. The record is from RefSeq and is a predicted model, not a curated record. NCBI's taxonomy places the organism in Eukaryota, Viridiplantae, Streptophyta, Magnoliopsida, Gentianales, Rubiaceae. Bases 1 to 693 code for a protein of 230 amino acids. Gene Ontology annotation, molecular function: GTPase activity; GTP binding.